Messenger RNA from Paramecium sonneborni, 268 nucleotides. Lineage: Eukaryota; Ciliophora; Oligohymenophorea; Peniculida; Parameciidae. The record is from the annotation of a GenBank genome assembly.
AUGCAAUAUAUUCAAAUAACAGAGUGUAGAUUUAUAGAUGAAAUUGAUGAGGUCAAAAGGUUUGAUGUAGCAACAAACUUUUGUAUAAGAAGAAAGAAUGAAAUUGAUAAUGUGAACAUAAAUCUAAAUUAAAAAAUAAAGAAUUAUGUAGAUGGUGAAGUAUAUUAGAAAAUUAUAAAAGGAUUAAUAUUAUAGAGAAAUCUAAGUGAAAAGUGAAGAACUUCAUUCUUUGGUAUUGGAUGGUUCAAAAUUAUUAGAAGUAAGAUGA